CUCGUCAUCACGUUCGCUGCCGCUGAUUAGCGGUUUGCCCCGAGAGCGUGCACAUCAUCUCGCGAGAAGCGGGAAAAGGAACCGGAUUUGAAACAUGGCGGACGACGCGGAUCAGCAACAGACCACCAACACUGUAGAGGAGCCCUUGGAUCUCAUCAGACUCAGUCUAGAUGAAAGAAUUUAUGUGAAAAUGAGAAAUGACCGAGAACUGCGAGGAAGAUUGCAUGCUUAUGAUCAGCAUUUAAACAUGAUUUUGGGAGAUGUAGAAGAGACUGUGACAACUAUAGAAAUUGAUGAAGAAACCUAUGAGGAGAUCUAUAAAUCAACCAAGCGGAACAUUCCAAUGCUGUUUGUCCGAGGUGAUGGGGUUGUAUUAGUAGCCCCUCCAUUGAGAGUUGGCUGAAACCAAGACUUUAUCCUGUGUGGAAAAUUGGAGACUCUGGACAAUAGCUUCUACAAGAAAAGCUGGUGUUCAAAAGAACAGCCUCUGAUAACUUUUUGAUAUUUAGAAAUAAUCAAGGAACCCUCUACCCUUAAAAUGCAUUUAUUUCCAGACAAUUCCUGAUCUAACUGGCGUAACCCUCAUUCUUAGAUUUCUAAUACCAAACCUACAAAUUAAUGUAAGCAUCAUAAGACAGGACUCUUUUUCAGUGAUUUAAUUUGUCUCUUCAUCUUGUAGGCAAUUAUAUUUUUUUAAUUAAAUUUUCCUUUUGGUUUUUUGACCAGGC
Sarcophilus harrisii (Tasmanian devil) is the source of this 728-nucleotide messenger RNA. RefSeq names its product LSM3 homolog, U6 small nuclear RNA and mRNA degradation associated (gene LSM3). The record is from RefSeq and is a predicted model, not a curated record. Lineage: Eukaryota; Metazoa; Chordata; Mammalia; Dasyuromorphia; Dasyuridae. Gene Ontology annotation, molecular function: RNA binding. Gene Ontology annotation, cellular component: U6 snRNP; catalytic step 2 spliceosome; Lsm1-7-Pat1 complex. The coding region runs from base 95 to 403 and encodes 102 amino acids. Gene Ontology annotation, biological process: P-body assembly; mRNA splicing, via spliceosome. The transcript is spliced from 4 exons.